CACCGCUAACUCCGGCAUCUUUGCAAUGAAGAUAAACGGCGUACAACCAACAUUCACACACAACGAUAGAUACGCCACACUUCCGCUUGCGUCUGACGUAACUUCCGUUGCCCUUGGCAGCAGAGACGCGCACAGGAGGACUAAAAGUUGUACCAGCCAUCCGGUCACAGACAAAAUGGGUGAAGCUGAGGAAACACUCAAGAGGAUCGACACGCAUAAAGGUGUGAUUGGAACAAUAGUUGUCAAUGCAGAAGGUAUUCCCAUCAGAUCAUCUUUGGAUAACUCCACUAGUGUUCAGUAUGCAGGACUUCUUCGCCACCUCACAACGAUGGCCAGGAGCACAGUCAGGGAUAUCGAUCCUCAGAAUGACCUGAUCUGCCUCCGCAUGCGCUCUAAGAAACACGAGAUCAUGGUUGCACCAGAGAACAACUUUCUGCUGAUAAUCAUCCAGAACCUAUGUGAAUAGCUGCCGGACAUUUCCAUGAGAAUCGGCCUUUGGUUUGUCACAUGGUGUUGCUUUAUCAGAGCAAAAUGUCUAUUUUCCACUGUUUUGUUGCUUCAUGAAAGAAAUGCUUCAUCUUUUUCUACUUGGAACAUAAGUAUUUUGCCCUAAUCUACAUAAUAGUUUGUUUUACUUUAUGUACUUCUUUUAUAUCUGUGUUGAUGUCAAAUGAGUCUGUGAAGUAAAGCUGGUGGUCAUUCUACAGUUCUCAGUAAAUCCUGCUUGUUUAUUCUGUUAACAAUAGCAAACAUUAUGUAAUCAUUUUUAUCCAGUGGCAGAAGAAAGAGUUUAGAUCACAGUGUAAAAUUACUCUGUA
Monopterus albus (swamp eel) is the source of this 818-nucleotide messenger RNA. RefSeq names its product dynein light chain roadblock-type 2. Bases 26 to 466 code for a protein of 146 amino acids. The record is from RefSeq and is a predicted model, not a curated record. The transcript is spliced from 4 exons. Lineage: Eukaryota; Metazoa; Chordata; Actinopteri; Synbranchiformes; Synbranchidae.